CAUUCAACACUGGAGGCGCGUCAAAACCCGUAUGUUUCUCCACUCUUUAACUCCCAGACGUGUGGUAUAGCUGUAUAGUGAGUCUGUCUAGCUUCACAUAUUAGAUCAAUGUCUUUCAUCAUGAUGAAGAAGAAGAGGUUUAAGUUUAAAGUGGAUGUGGAGUUGGAGGAGCUAUCAUCUGUUCCAUUUGUGAAUGGAGUUCUGUUCUGCAAGGUCCGACUCACGGACGGGGGCUUUUCGGAGGAGUCGUCGAGAGAGCCGGUUCUGGCUAACUGUGUUAAAUGGAGAAAAAGAUUAUCCUUCUUAUGCAAGAUGAGCGCUAGUGCAGCGACAGGGAUACUGGACCCUUGUGUUUUCCGGGUAUCUGUAAGAAAGGAACUAAAAGGUGGGAAAACAUUUGCAAAGCUUGGCUUUGCUGAUUUAAACCUGGCUGAGUUUGCUGGAUCAGGAAGCACGACACGGCGCUGUCUACUGGAGGGAUACAACACAAAAAACACACGUCAGGAUAACUCUAUGCUGAAGGUGAUUAUCAGUAUGCAGCUAAUGUCGGGUGAUCCCUGCUUUAAAAUGCCUCCAUCCACUGCAAUGACCAUUGGUUUCCCAGUAGAUACAGAGUGUCUUCAUGAGGACAGAAAAGGGGAAACACAGAAAACAACUCACAUUUGUACAGAAAACCCAGGAAAAAGUGGCUCCAGUCUAGGUUCUGCUUCUGUUCCAGAUAACCUGGCAAAGUGUGGGCACUCAAGAACCUCCAGCUAUGCCAGCCAGCAGUCCAAGCUCUCGGGCUACAGCACUGGUCACUCCCGCUCCUCUAGCCUGACAGAGCUUUCUCAUAAGAGGAAUUUAUCUGUGGGCAGUGCAUCCACAGGGAUUGGCAGCCUACCAGAUGCCAGUGAGGACAGAGAGUCCCGCUCACCAGCCUGUACACCUUUGCCCCAACACUUAAUCACACCAUCACACAGUGGCAGCUCAGUCAACAGGCACCCUAUAAAGCAGGACUCAGUUGAGUCUCAGCUAAAGAGAGUGGACGCUACAAGAGUGGACGCUGAUGAUAUCAUUGAGAACAUCCUACAGGGCCAAGACUUUAGUCACAGCAUACUGGAUUCUAGUGCUGAAGAGGAGGGUCUGCGUCUGUUUGUCGGGCCAGGAGGCAGCACUGCACUGGGAACUCAGCACACCAGGGUUGGUGCUGGGGCUUUUGAACAGGUGGUUAUAAAGCGCUAGACUGAACGUCCAUGGGGGAAGGUGAUGUAACAUCCUGUGUCAAAGGAGGGGAUAGCAGUUGUCUUAGAUCACAAGCAGCAAUUCUAUACUGGGCGCCUGACACAUUCGUGGGCUCUAGGGAAAUCAGUGCUCUCUCUAGUGGCUAAACAUGAGAAGUUCUGGUUUAGAUGGCUCUGUCAGCUGGUUCUGAUAACAGACAGCUGUUCUACUUCCUCAAUUUACUGGACAUGCCUGGAUUGGUACUCUAUGGGCAAAAAUAGAUGGUUGUAGUUCUCACAGUAGUUUAAAAAAAAAAAAGGGGGGGGGGGGGGGGGGUUCUAAUGCUUGGAACCACAAAGGUGUAACUGAAAAGAGUCACCAUGAGGGAUCUCAGAUUUUAUAAAGAUUUUAGCUGAACUUUUUAAAAUGUAAUUACAUGGAUUGAUGCACUUUGGACUUAUGUCUGAUGUCUCCUUUCAGGAAGCUGCUAAUUUGAAUUUCAAGUAGACAGCUUGGAAUCUUAUAGAAGUCUUUUUAAAAACACAUAAAACCUUAAAGUGGCCAUAUGAUGUGCCCUAAAGUGGUGUUAUAUGUUUUAACUGAUCCAUUCAAAUACAGAACAAGAUAACGGAUGUUGAUAUGUAUUGUUUGUUUGGGUUUGUAAAUAUGGGAAUUUUAAACAGUUUAUUAAUGCCAAUAUUUGUUUGAAAGAACAUAGAUUUUAAUGGAGGGUAAAAAAAAAGUGCAGUUGAUGAGGUUUCAUGUUGUAUCUUAUAAAACUGUUAUAUUUUGGUGUAAAAUGGUGUGCAUGAGGAAAAAAAGAAAAAUGGGUUUCAUUUUCUGUAUGUGUGUUUAUGUAAAAGCAAAAGAAAGAAAUUUAUCUCUAAUCUCUCUUAUUUUACAGAGCGAUGUCAUAAAGUGUGUGUAUACCAGAAUACUCCUUGAAUAGUGCUUUUGAAAAGUGUCUGCACUUUUGAACUAUGCAUAAGUUUUAUAUUUAACACUGCAGCAAUGAUACACAACUCCCUUAGUGCUAAAUCCUGAAAUAGCAACAGUGAUGUCAGGAAACUCAUUCCCCAUAUUUACAUUAUAUAGAAAUGUUGAAUAAGUUGCAUCAUUUAAUUAAAUGGCAAUAGUCAAAACAAAUUCUGGUUAAAGUGCAUAUAAAAUACAACAUGUAAUAUUCAGCAUGUAGUAUGUUGCAUUGUAUACAUGCAUUUGAAAGCAGUAUAAAUUGAACUAUUA
Molecule: messenger RNA, 2448 nt
Organism: Myxocyprinus asiaticus (Chinese sucker)
Lineage: Eukaryota; Metazoa; Chordata; Actinopteri; Cypriniformes; Catostomidae
Product: protein FAM102B-like
Exons: 11
Coding region: 109-1224 (371 amino acids)
Source: RefSeq, a predicted model, not a curated record